CCCGCAACGCCCCUGCCGCGAACAGAGCGCAGACGCCCCGCCCCGCCGCGCAAUGGGCAAGCAGCAGCCGCCUCCGCGGCCGGCGGCGAUGUCGGCGCCUCCCCCGGCCCGCCGGAAGCGGAAGAAGAAGGGCCGGCCCUCCCUCCUCGACCUCCAGAAGCGCAGCCUCCGCCUGCAGAAGCUGCAGGAGGCGCCGCCGCCGCCGCCCCCGCCCCCGCAGCAGCGCCGCCCCUCCACGCGCCGCAACCCCGCCCCGGAGGACGACUCGGGCGACGACGACCCCCGCCGCGAGAAGAAGCUCCGCCUCGUCGUCGGCCUCCACGAUGGAUCGGCCAAGGGAGAAAAGAGGAGGACAGCGACGGAUGGGCGUGAAGAGCCGUCAGAUUCCGGCCCCACGACGCCCCUGCCUGACAAAAAGUUAUUGGUCUUCAUCCUUGAUAGGCUGCAGAAGAAGGACACAUAUGGCGUUUUCUCAGAGCCGGUUGAUGAUGAAGAGCUACCCGACUACAGAGAUAUUGUCAAGCACCCCAUGGAUUUUUCGACAGUCAGGAAGAAGCUUGAUAAAGGGGCAUAUGCCAACCUGGAACAAUUUGAGGACGAUGUGUUUUUGAUAACCUCGAAUGCCAUGUCCUACAAUUCACCAGACACAGUAUACUAUCGACAGGCACGAUCUAUUCAAGAGGUUGCUAAGAAGGACUUUGAGAAUCUUAGGCAAGAUAGUGAUGCCAGUGAACCAGAACCAGAACCAUUACCAGAACCGGAACCAAAACCACAGCGUCGAAGGGGCAGGCCUCCAAAGAACGCUGUCAAGCAGCAAGUUGAACAGCCACCAGCAGAACGUGCUACCGCAAACUUUUCUGCGGCAGCACUUGCUAUGGCUGGAAAUAGUGGACUUUAUGCGCACUCAGGGUUUGAUAUACAGCGGAGAAUUGCAGAUGUACUGAAAGCUUCUUUUGCCAAUAGAAGCAAUGAACACAAUUGGUCCAGUGAGCGCAGAUUGGAAAGCACUGAAGAUUAUUCAGGGUCUGGGAGUAAAUGGUCAGGAAAAAUGGGGAAGAAGCCACUUCCGGUAGAAGAGAGUCGCCGGACUACAUAUUAUCAGAAUCAACCAUCCAGUUCAAUGUAUGAGCUGCCAGUGGCAACCUCAUACAACGGGACAAGGAAGGUUCUUGUACCAAUUGGUGCUCAGUUGCCACAGGCCUAUUCCCGCAGUCUGGCACGUUUUGCUGCACAGCUUGGUCCAGUUGGUUGGGAAGUUGCAUCGAAGCGAAUUGAACAGGUCAUCCCCCCUGGAACAACAUUUGGUCGUGGGUGGGUAGGAGAUGGCGAAUCACCAAACUCAUUUCAGCCACCUGUACCGACUUCAUCUCCGAUACCAACACCACCACCAAGCAGCACAGCGGCAUCGAGUGGGCAGAAAACUGUAGAUGAUCCUGCAAGCGCAGGCCAUUCAACAGGCCCUCAUGCAGAUGCUGUGUCACAUGCGUCUGCCAAUAACGCUCAGAGGAUCGAUUCUCAGGCAGUACCAAGCCCGCAAUGCGGAUCGUUGCCGCAGAUUCCAGUAGACCGAGGUGAACAUUCCAUUGAGCUGAAGAGCAGCCCCAUGCACCAAACUGUGAAUGGUUUUAAUGCUGUGCCAGGGUCAAUCAUGUUUGCACCUACCGCGCAGCUGGUCGCGAACCGGAUGCAGACGCAUAUGGCCGAUUGAUAGAGACCCAAGCUCGACAUGGAUAAUUUGACAUUUGGACGCAUGAUUUCGGCCACGGUUUCGCGGGCACCAAACAAGGACUUUGCUGAAUCAUAUUGUGCUCAUAGAUUUUUUUUCGAGUCGCUGUUGCUGUGCCGCACCGUGGCCUUGUCUCUCCAUUGUUUUUCUUUUUUUUUUCCGAGAAUGGGAUCUCCAUUGUUCAUUGUCUGUGGUGUAAUUGCUUAGAUACCUAGGAGUUAGAAUAGAAUGCAGAUUGCAGAGAUAUGUGUGUAGAGGGUAUUAACAGCGUACUUAAGUCGGGUUCAGAGAUUUGAAAAAGUUCUGAUGUUGUAGAAACCACAGGGGAACCAAUCUGUAUAUGUUAUAUUGAGUGUUGUGGUAUUGUUGCCACAGUUGGUCA
Molecule: messenger RNA, 2108 nt
Organism: Triticum dicoccoides
Lineage: Eukaryota; Viridiplantae; Streptophyta; Magnoliopsida; Poales; Poaceae
Product: bromodomain-containing protein 1-like
Exons: 10
Coding region: 53-1708 (551 amino acids)
Molecular function (GO): protein binding
Source: RefSeq, a predicted model, not a curated record